AUGCCGUCUCCAAUCCCCGUAACCCGCCUGCUGCCCACAGACUUCGGCCUGCUGGUGGGGGUGUGCAGCAGCCCUUUAACCAAACACACGGGCGCACUUACACUCCGCGUCCCGAACCGCACUGUUCCAACCAAACUCGCCAGCAGACUCUGGUCCUCUGUGAUCUACUGGCGGGAGCUGCGCGAUCUGGAACCCAUCGGAUCGGGUGGAUUCGGCCUGGUGUUUAAGGGCUCCUACCUGGGCGAGACGGUCGCUGUGAAGCGGGUGAAGUGCGCAAAGAACAAACUGGCGUCGCGUCAGAGCUUUUGGGCCGAACUGAACGCGGCGCACCUGCGGCACCCAAACCUGGUGCGGGUGAUCGCCGCCAGCACCCAAGCCAACGGCGAUGAUGUGAUGGGGGAGAGCGGGGACAGCGUGAUUGGCACGAUCGUGAUGGAGUUUGCUGGGGAGAUGAACCUCCAGCAGGUGAUCUACAGCCCCGCGGAGCCUCUGCGCCCUGAAUCGUACGCCACCGAUAUAGUGCGCGCCCUCCAACACCUGCACUCCCAAGGCAUCGUGCACUUGGACCUCAAACCUGCCAAUGUGAUCCUCACCCGGAACGGGGUGUGCAAACUGGCUGAUUUCGGCUGCUCGGUGAAAGUGGAAACCCAGCACGCAUCGGUUUGCAGGAGUGAGAUCGGUGGUACGUACACGCACCGCGCACCAGAACUUCUUAAAGGACAUGAGGUCACACCUAGUGUAGAUGUCUACUCUUUUGGAAUCACGCUUUGGCAGAUGUUCACGCGUGAACCACCCUAUGAAGGAGAUAGGCAGCACAUAAUCUAUGCCGUGGUGGCUUACGAACUGAGGCCUGACCUCAACAAGGACGUGUUUAGUCCCACUGGACCUGGCUGUGUGUUUAAGGAACUCAUCGGUAGGUGCUGGAGUGCAGAACCGAGUAACCGACCCACUGCAGAGCAGCUUCUAACUGAACUCUGUGAGCUCUCACUUUGAAUCAUUGGAUUGAUUACUACCUUCUGUAAUAGUGAGGAUACCCCAUUCCACCACCCAUCAGUAUUAGACCUGAUAAUAGCCUGAAAUGCUGGUUUGAUUGGUGUUAGGAAAUAAACAGAGCUCUAAUAUUGAAGUCAUAUUAAAAUGGGACAUCUCUACUAAGUAAAUAAGUCAUAAAAGAAGCCAGCUUGGAUGCCAUUUCAUUAGCAAUGCAUAAUCUCAUUAG
Molecule: messenger RNA, 1219 nt
Organism: Trichomycterus rosablanca
Lineage: Eukaryota; Metazoa; Chordata; Actinopteri; Siluriformes; Trichomycteridae
Gene: mos
Product: v-mos Moloney murine sarcoma viral oncogene homolog
Exons: 1
Coding region: 1-993 (330 amino acids)
Biological process (GO): signal transduction; negative regulation of metaphase/anaphase transition of meiotic cell cycle; positive regulation of MAPK cascade
Cellular component (GO): cytoplasm
Molecular function (GO): ATP binding; protein kinase activity
Source: RefSeq, a predicted model, not a curated record